CGGCCCCGGCCCGGGAGCCCGCGAGGACGCGACGCCCAUGGACGCCUACCUGCGGAAACUGGGCUUGUAUCGGAAGCUGGUGGCCAAGGACGGCUCGUGCCUCUUCCGGGCCGUGGCCGAGCAGGUGUUGCACUCUCAGUCUCGCCAUGUUGAAGUCAGGAUGGCCUGUAUUCACUAUCUUCGAGAGAACAGAGAGAUGUUUGAAGCGUUUAUAGAGGGGCCAUUUGAAGAUUAUUUAAAACGCUUGGAAAAUCCACAGGAAUGGGUUGGACAAGUGGAGAUAAGUGCCCUUUCUCUUAUGUACAGGAAAGAUUUUGUAAUUUAUCAGGAGCCAAAUGUUUCUCCUUCACAAGUAACAGAAAAUAAUUUUCCUGAUAAGGUAUUACUGUGUUUUUCAAAUGGAAAUCACUAUGACAUUGUCUAUCCCAUAAAGUAUAAGGAGAGUUCAGCUAUGUGUCAGUCUCUCCUUUAUGAAUUGUUAUAUGAAAGGGUAUUUAAGACUGAUGUCAGUACAAUCUUGAUGGGACUAGACACCUCUGAAAUAGCUGAUGAAAACAGCAGUGAAGUGUCAGAUUCCGAGGAUGACAGUUGCAAGAGUAAAAUAACUGCUAAUGAUAUGAAUGGACUUAAACCAUUAUCAGAUGAUCAGCAGCUGAAAAACAAUGGGAACUCUCCUAGUCUGCCUUUGUCUAGAAAGGUGCUUAAAUCACUCAGUCCGACAGUUUAUAGAAAUGUGGAAUAUGAAAUUUGGCUGAAGUCUAAGCAAGUCCAACAAAAGCGUGAUUAUUCCAUUGCUGCUGGCUUACAGUAUGAAGUUGGAGAUAAAUGCCAAGUUAGGUUUGAUCACAAUGGAAAAUUUUCUAGUACAGACUUUCAAGGGGCUCAUUCAGAGAAUGGACCAGUUCUGGUUGAAGACCUUGGAAAGAAACAUUCACCGAAGAACCUCAAACCUUCAGAAAGCUGGAACACAGUGGCAGGGAAGAAGACUAAAAAACCCUCCAAUUCUGGACAAAAUUUUCAUUCUGACAUGGAUUAUAGAGGGCCAAAGAAUUCAAGCAAGCAGAUAAAAGCCCCAUCAGCACUACCUCCUCGACUCCAGCAUCCUUCAGGAGUGAGACAGCAUGCAUUUUCCAGUCACUCAGCAGGGCCAUCAUCUCAGAAACCCUCCAGUGAGCACAAAAGUCUCAGCAGGACCCCCUCACAGAUAACCAGAAAAUCUGAUCGUGAGAGAGCCGAUGACUUUGAUCACACAAGUCAAGAAUCGAACUAUUUUGGCCUAUCCCCAGAAGAGCGACGGGAGAAGCAAGCGAUAGAAGAAUCACGUUUACUGUAUGAGAUCCAGAACAGAGAUGAGCAGGCCUUCCCAGCCCUUUCUAGCUCAUCAGCCAGCCAGCCAACCUCUCAGAAUAGCAACCCGUGUGCCCAAAGAAAAUCACAUGUAAGUGAUAGGAAAGGGAGCAGGCGGAGAAUGGAUACCGAGGAACGGAAAGAGAGAGAUUCUACCCAUGGACAUACGCAUUUGGAUAAAAAAGCUGAGUCAAGCACAUUGGAGAAUAUAAGUGAUGAUAAAUGUACAAGAGUUUCAUCACCAUCUAAAUCAAAGAAAUCGGAGAGUUCAGCUCCUGCAGAACAAAAGCCAGCAGAACAUGUGACUUUGUCAAAUCCAGCUCCCCUUCUAGUUUCUCCAGAGGUCCAUCUAACUCCUGCGGUGCCUUCCUUACCAGCCACUGUGCCAGCUUGGCCAAGUGAACCUACAACUUUUGGACCAACAGGUAUCCCUGCGCCAAUUCCUGUUUUAUCAGUGACACAGACUCUGACCACAGGACCUGAUUCUGCUGUGUCCCAAGCUCAUCUAACACCCUCUCCAGUUCCUGUGACAAUACAGGCGGUUAACCAGCCCUUGAUGCCUUUGCCUCAGACACUGAGCCUCUACCAGGACCCUCUUUAUCCAGGAUUUCCUUGCAAUGAAAAGGGAGACCGAGCCAUUGCACCCCCAUAUUCACUGUGUCCCACCGGGGAGGACCUGCCGAAAGAUAAGAACAUUCUUCGAUUUUUUUUCAACCUAGGUGUAAAGGCCUACAGCUGCCCUAUGUGGGCCCCACAUUCAUACCUUUACCCUCUGCACCAGGCCUACCUGGCAGCCUGCAGGAUGUACCCCAAAGUCUCCAUGCCUGUGUACCCUCAUAAUGCUUGGUUUCAAGAAGGGCCUGGUCCGAAUGAGACUGAUUGUACGUGUGCCGAAGCGCACUUCUCCAUGCAGACAGAGGCGAGUGUGAAUGGCCCCAUGCCGCAGGCAGAGAUGGGCCCACCCCCAUUUUCUUCACCCCUAGUUAUUCCCCCAUCCCAGGUGCCUGACACUCAUGCACAGCUGCCCUACCAGCCGGACCUCGAACCCGAGAGCCCAGGCCAGAUGCUUCAGGCCGAAUAUGAAGAGUCAAUGAGUGGCAAGAACCUGUUUCCACAGCCGUCCUUUGGGCCCAACCCGUUCCUGGGCCCGGUUCCUGUUGCUCCUCCUUUCUUCCCUCAUGUCUGGUAUGGCUACCCGUUCCAGGGGUUCAUCGAGAACCCGGUGAUGAGGCAGAAUAUCGUGCUACCGUCGGAUGAGAAAGGCGAGCUGCACCUGCCUCUGCAGCAUCUGGAUCUGACCCGAGACUGCGAGGCCGCAGCAGCAACAGCAACUGCAGGCGUGUGUCCUGAAGUCCCUGGGGAAGGGGCCCACACCCUCCCUGAGAUAGGGAGCCGACAGCUUGAAGGCAGGUCAGAGCAGUCUUCCCAGACCCCCAAGGAAGGCCCAAUACCAGCCAGCAGUCCUCCUACAGUUGACGGCGAAUCUCGUCCCCCGACUCAGGUUCCUCACAGGGAGCGGGAGCCGGUGCCAGUGCCCAGCGAGCUGGAGCCCAAAAGGACCAUUCCAAGUGUGAAAGAAAAACCUGAGAAAGCCAAGGAAGCAAAGACUGCCGCUGAUGUGGUAGGCGGGGCCAACUCUGUGGACAGCAGAGUGCAGAGACCAAAAGAGGAGAGCUCGGAAGAUGAAAAUGAAGUCUCGAAUAUUCUGCGCAGCGGGAGAUCCAAACAGUUUUACAAUCAGACUUACGGGGGCCGCAAGUACAAGAACGACUGGGGCUACUCGGGCCGCGGAGGCUUCCAGCACUCGAGAGGGGAGGAGUCUUGGAAAGGGCAGCCAGGCCGCAGCCGCGACGAAGGUUACCAGUACCACCGCAGCGUGCGUGGGCGGCCCUAUCGAGGGGACCGGCGGCGGUCUGGGAUGGGAGACGGCCACCGCGGCCAGCAUACCUGACAGCUGUUCUGGGGCAGAAACCCUCUUAGGUGGAAUGUGUCUGAAGGCUUUAAAAAUGAUUCGUUGAAAUAAAAACCCAAUCGGAACGCUGGCUUCCUGCCCCCUUUCCCACUCACUCCCGCCCUGAAGUAGUGAUGUUGGACAUGAGUUCCGGGCAGGGAAUUCCUAGUGUUGCUAUUUUUCUUCGUUCAAAAUCUAUUUAUAGGGUGAUUGCCCCCAUAAAAAAUAGAAAAUAAGUUUGUUAAAGUAUUUUUUAUAAACAGCUUAAUAUAAAACAUAGAUUUAGUGUGGUUUUUUUUCUUCUAUAAGUUUAAUUUCAAAUGUUGGAAAUGUGUGCUUUAUAGUGUUUACUAAAUUGACAAGAAAAUAUACCAUUUGACACAUAGAUUCCAAAACAUAACAUUGCACCAAAUAGAAAUGUAUAUUUUAUUAUGCAAUGCCUUAGUCAUAAACUGGGCUCAAACAGUUCUCAGCCUAAAACACUGUCUUUUGAAAUGCUUCCAACCCAAAGGCCUUUCAUCUCAAUAUCUGUCAAACUUGAAGAAUGUCUUCUCUUUACUAUUACACAUAAGGCAGCCUAUUAACCCGUGUCUUAGAAAUGUUGUAUAUAGUUCUUUUACUAUUCAUAGGGUAUAUUUUUGAAUUUCAGUGAAUACUUGUCGAACUUGAGAUCACAUGCAAGAACAGAUGUUUAAGAAACCAUAGGAAGUCUAAUGAAAUGGCUGUUUCCACCAAGAAUUCUUAGCACUGGUGUAAAUAUCAUGGUGCCUACUCGAAAGAAUUGUAGAUGCUAUGCAUUUUGAAAAUAAUCUGCAUCUGUUAAAACUGCAGACUUUUUUAAUGCCACUUUAACACUAAUGCACUGACAGAUUUAAAAUAUUUUGUGAGAAGAAAUGUUAAAAUUUGUAGCUUGACAGGUUUCUACAGUAAUUGUUUUCUUCAUGCACCAUUGAUUAUGUGCAUCACUUUACAUUUAUGUGUUGUACAGUCGUCAUGACUGGAACUGUUGUACAGAAAAAGGAUGAUUGUGACUUCUAGUUCUUUUCUAGAGGAUGCUGCUAGGAAAUGGUUUUGCUUUGUGUUUUACACAUUUCCCCUCAGUACCAUGUCUCUGAUCUCGCUUCCUUCCAGUCUUUGCAGUAUUCAUUAGAAAUCUCCUUCGCAUGUUGCACCCUGUUCUCAUUUGGAGAUUGUACUCUGAAUUAACACAGUAUUCAUUCAUCUGUGUUACUUUGUAGAAAUGUUUGCUUUUAUUUGUAUAUAUCAAUGUGAAAACCUUAUCUUUCCCCCCUUUAAAAAUUUUUUUUGAUCAGGAAGUUUGAGUGCUAACACAAAUCAAAGUAGUAACUGCUUUUUGCAUGCUCUACAUAAUAUACCUAGCCAAAAAUCGGUUUUUUAAAGAAAGAAAGCAAAAUUAAAAGCAAAUGCAAUUCACUUGAAUUUGACAAACUGAAAUAGAUGAGUUUUCUGGUUUCUCUAAUAAUCAGGAAUGUUUGGAUGCCAGCAAGGCUCAGUGAAUCUCCACUGUACUGUAAUAAUGGAUAUUUACCUCUGUGUUUUAAUUACCUAAUGUCUGUGUAACUGCUGAUAUGAGAAGUGAUUAGCCUUUAUGUGUUUUGUAGCAUAGGAUUAUAGAGCACUUUGAAAGAUUAACAUUUUAUGAUGGUGCUAGGUAAAAAUUUGUAAAGACUGGGAUAGUUGUGUGGAAAAGAAAAAUUCUGAUAAAAGCCUGUUGAAUCAUUUCUGUUGUCAUCUUCUAAAUGAGGGCAUUUAAGGAAGGUGUUGCUUAAGCCUUUGUUUUUUCUGUAGUUAGCAUCAGUUAUUAGGGAAUGAGGAGCAGAAGGUCCUUACCUUUUCCGCUCAUGCUUUUUAAGCAUAGGAUUAGCUUACCUGAUGAUUUUUAAUGAAAAUCACAUAACUUAUCAGGUUGAAAACAAAAAUGUGUUUGAUCUCAGGAGUCCAAAAUAAAUCACCUAAUUCCAGUGUCCUUUAUCUUGUAGACUAGGACUUGAUCUCAGUUUUUCUGGAAAAUUUUUAGAGUUGGAUAGGAAAGAACACUCCUUCAUUUCUUUCACUGUUACUGUCUUACCUCAAUGAAGUACCAGAAUACUCUUCUGACUUUUGAGGGAAAUAUGGCUGCUUCCAGCCUCCCUCAUCUGACCUCCAGGAUAUAUCGGGAGCCAUGUUGGAAGAGAACUGCAGCCUAUGGUACUUGACCUCAGUGACCUUGGGAAUCAGAACUCUAGCUGUGAGAGGGAGUUCUGAAAUGAUCAGUUUGUGUGUGAAAGGUCAGUUUGGUUUUUUUCCUUUAGAUCUAUUUUGCCUUAUGCUGAGGUCAAACUAGGGCCCUCAUUUCAACCAGUCGUAAGUAUCCUUACCUGAGAAAUGAUGUUUUUUAUACGAGUAAAACAAGCUUAGAAAUGGACAGCAUUUGAAUUAGUUUGAAAUUAUGGAGCUUCAGUGUAUUACAUUUGGAAGGACAUGUUUAUAGAAUGACCAAAGCUCACGUGUUCUGUUGUAGUUGCUUUAGCUAAAGUUGAUUCACACCUGCCCCUUUUAGUGUUUGGUGUAUUUAUCGUUUGCUUCCCUUCAGACAAAUGUUCACUUCUAGUCCUGUGUACUUUUGUUGGCAGGAGUUGCUGGCAUCUGUGUGGUCUCGUUUUCUGGCAAUUCAUACUUCACUUCGUGGCUGCUGUCGGCUCAAACCCUGCCAUGAGCAAGUGGGGUGUGGGUUUUCCCUUAAGCAUACUGAACGCAAGCCCUAGAUAUCCUUAGGGUGUGCUGGUCUCUUUUGACAUAAAUAAUGCUUGUGAACUGCAACGUUGCUUAUGAUUGACUUGGUGCAAUAAAGUUCCUUUCUAACCACUUCUGGUUUAGGAAACAAGCAGCCAUCUUAGAAACUAGCAAUAUUUAUUUAUGCCUCAUUUCUCUGACUAUAGAUGAGGUAAACUGUGUUCACGUGGGUACUAAGCAAGGUCCAUUGGAGUGUAGCUGAAAAGCUACAUGAUUUCUGUUUACUGUAUUUUGUUCCCUAUUUUAUGUCUAAAUGCUAUUUUGUUUAAAACCUUAAUGGCUCAGUUUCAAUAUUGUCAGUUUUAAAGAACUAAGGUUUUGCUACUAGUGUUAGCCAUAAUCUCUCACUAAUUGGGCUUUCCCACUGAUCGGGAUGUUUUCCCCCCCCAAAAUAGAAGUUUUAGAAAAUCCUAGAAGGAGGGGUGGGUGCAUGUCUUAUAAUGCUGGGAAACAGCAACUUUGGGGUUGAAUUUACUUGAAUGGAUUAAAAAUUGCAUUGUUACAGAGCUAGAAAAUUUAUGUAUGAAAAACGAUAAUAGCCUUACACUGAGUACAAAUAAUACUUAAAGCAUGUGAAGAUGUGAUCAUUUGUGAUGUUACUUGUAAAAAAAAGUAUAUUAUACAUAUCUUUUGAAGUGUUGAAAGGAAAAUAGUACUUUAUAUUCUUUAUCAUAUCACUUUUUGUAAGUGUUGAAUAUAUUCCUGUUUAUUUUUCUAUGUUCUGUUUUGUAGCCUUAAGAAGUGUUUCAAACAUAUCUGAAUGUAUAAAAAAUAAGAGUAAAUGCCCUACAUGGUGUGAUAUGCUGCAUUAUAUAUAAAACUGUGUGCAUAUAUUAAAUUUUGUUUCUUGA
This is a messenger RNA of Suncus etruscus (white-toothed pygmy shrew), 6942 nucleotides long. It is a transcript of the gene OTUD4, whose product is annotated as OTU deubiquitinase 4. The record is from RefSeq and is a predicted model, not a curated record. Gene Ontology annotation, biological process: negative regulation of toll-like receptor signaling pathway; regulation of protein K48-linked deubiquitination; protein deubiquitination. Bases 38 to 3298 code for a protein of 1086 amino acids. NCBI's taxonomy places the organism in Eukaryota, Metazoa, Chordata, Mammalia, Eulipotyphla, Soricidae. The transcript has 21 exons. Gene Ontology annotation, molecular function: cysteine-type deubiquitinase activity; K63-linked deubiquitinase activity.